This is a messenger RNA of Phoenix dactylifera (date palm), 1359 nucleotides long. Its product is annotated as bZIP transcription factor 12-like. Gene Ontology annotation, biological process: positive regulation of DNA-templated transcription. Gene Ontology annotation, cellular component: nucleus. NCBI's taxonomy places the organism in Eukaryota, Viridiplantae, Streptophyta, Magnoliopsida, Arecales, Arecaceae. Gene Ontology annotation, molecular function: DNA-binding transcription factor activity. The record is from RefSeq and is a predicted model, not a curated record.
GGUGACUUUGAUCCCUCCUCCCCCGAAUGCCACGCGAAGACGAAAGCUUCCCGCAUUAAAGAAAAGGAAACGGUCUCCUAGAGAGAGAAAGGAAAGAGACAGAGCGAGAGGUAGAGAGAAAGAAAGGAAGUCGGCGUUGCAGAUGGAUGGCAAAGCCUAGCUCUAACCCUAGAAUCCCCCGGAUGGCGUCGUCGCGGGUGAUGGCGUCGUCCUCGUCGGCGAACUCCGAUCUCGCGCGCCAGUCCUCCCUCUUCACCCCGGCUGUCGCCGACCUCCAUAGCUCGGCCGGCGGCGACUCCAUCAAGACCCUCGGAUCCAUGAACAUGGAGGACCUCCUCUGCAACGUCUACCCGGAGAAUGCUGCGCCCUUCGCCGGCGGGGAGGCGUCGGCGUCAGAGCCGGGGUCGCGGCAGGGGAGCUUGGCGCUGCCGAAGGAGAUUGAGGGCAAGACGGUGGAAGAGGUCUGGAGGGAGAUCGCCGCCGGCAGGAAGGCGGACGGCGGGGACGGAUCGGGCGGGCAGAUGACACUGGAGGACUUCCUCGCGAGGGCUGGGGCGGUGAGGGAGGAGGAGCUUAGGGUUCCUUCGGGAUCCGCGCAGGGGGGUUUUGGGUUGGAUUCGGUGGUGAUGGACGGUGCGUUCAGCCAGCAGCAGCAGCAACUGCCGCUCGAGAAUCCGGUUCUAGGGUUUGGCAAUGAAGUGGUUGGUGGCGGCGGAAGAGGAGGGAGGGGAAGGAAGAGGGCGGUGUUGGAUCCAGUAGACAGGGCGGCGCUUCAGAGGCAGAAGAGGAUGAUCAAAAACCGGGAGUCGGCUGCUAGAUCGAGGGAGAGGAAACAGGCCUACACUGCGGAACUUGAAUCUUUAGUGACACAGCUGGAGGAGGAAAAUGCUCAACUACUGAAAUAUCGGGUGGAGCAGCACAACGAGAGGUUCCAGCAGCUGAUGGAAAAUGUAAUCCCAGUUACUGAGAAGAAAAAACCGAAGCCACCUCUGCGAAGAACUUGUUCCAUGCAAUGGUAGGAAGGGUGCCAACGGAGUCCUGAGUGGUGGUUUUUAAUUCCAUUCAUAGAAACUCUAGAAGAAAUUUAGAAAGCCGUGACUGUUUGAGGGGAAGUCAGUAUGUGUAAAAAUGUAGAACAGCAGCCAACAGAGGCAGCGAAGGUAACAUUCUAGAUGGAUGAGGGAAAGUGGUUGAUGGACUUGCAUCUUUUUCCGUUUUAAUUUUAUGCUGUGAAAGAACAAGGGGGUUGUAAAGAGACUUUUGAAUAAGCAGGCCGCUUAGAUGUGACCUUUAUAUGUAUUUUCUCAAUAUACAAAAUCUCACAGAAAAUAAUUCACCAUUCAAACAUUCUCAUCUUCA